Messenger RNA from Scedosporium apiospermum, 1116 nucleotides. RefSeq lists its product as uncharacterized. Gene Ontology annotation, molecular function: RNA polymerase II cis-regulatory region sequence-specific DNA binding. The coding region runs from base 1 to 1116 and encodes 371 amino acids. The transcript has 2 exons. Gene Ontology annotation, cellular component: nucleus; cytoplasm. Lineage: Eukaryota; Fungi; Ascomycota; Sordariomycetes; Microascales; Microascaceae. The record is from RefSeq and is a predicted model, not a curated record.
AUGUCGACCGAGACCAAGGGAAGUCGAGGUCGGGGCUCCUCGGCUGAGUUUGGCCGAAGUCGUCAAGCACUGAAAGUACCCCCGUAUUUUGUCUGCUCGAGGGCGGUCCCCGCUUUGGAAAAUGAACCCACCAGUCUUUCCAACCUUUCGCGCUCGGCCAUAGUAGUAGUUACGAUGGCCUCUUCAACGAAUCUUAAGCCCAACGGGCCUGUCCCGAACGGUCGUCAGACCUCCGAUGCCCCUACCGAGCUGCCCCGACCUUACAAGUGCACGAUGUGCGACAAGGCCUUCCAUCGGUUAGAGCAUCAGACUAGGCACAUCCGAACCCACACUGGCGAGAAGCCCCAUGCCUGCCAGUUCCCCGGAUGCAGCAAGAAAUUCUCCCGCUCCGAUGAGUUGACUCGUCACUCGAGAAUACACAACAAUGCCAACUCGAAGCGAGGUAACCGGGCCCACCAGCAACUCCAGGCCGACAGCAUGCUUCCUCCCCCUCCGCCUGCUCCCAGAGCUAUCCGCUCCGCUCCCACUUCGACAUUGGCCUCGCCAAACGUGUCUCCCCCUCAGUCGUACUCGUCUUACUCCGUUCCCGCCUCUCACGCUUAUCCCGGCGAUGUCGCCUUGUUCGCCAGAGACACGCUUGCUCCUCACAUGUACCGAACUCAGCACUACCCCAGCCGGGGCUUGCCUACAUACCCCAAUGCCCACCCUACCAGGACGUUUGGCGACUACGACCCGUUCGACAGCCACUACAGAAACCCGCGUCAGGCGAAGAGGUCUCGACCCAACUCUCCUAUGUCGACCGCGCCUUCCUCGCCAACCUUCUCCCACGACUCGUUGUCGCCUACUCCUGACCACACUCCCAUCGCGACCCCGGCUCACUCCCCUAGGCUACGGCCCUACAUCAAUGCCGCUCUGGACCUGCCUCCCAUCACAACCCUGCGAAACCUUUCUCUCCACCCUCAGCAGAAGGCACCAAUCCUCCCUCCCAUGGAGCCCCAGGUAGAAGCCCCAGCUCAACCAGUGGUGCCCGCGCUGAAGGGUACCAGGAGUGCUGGCAUCUCCCUAGCGGACAUUAUCAACAGACCGGAUUUCCCUAGACAAUUGCCAAUGCCUUGA